AGAAGCAUCAUAUCAUAAAAGUCCUUCUUUUAAAUCAUAGCUUGCGCUUGGCAUAUAAUUACUAUCUCCGCUAAAGCAGGCAAGCAAAAACAAUAAAUAGACAGAGAGUGACAGAGAGUGACAGAGAAGAGAUAAAACAUAAACAGAGAAGAAGAAGAAAGUAUGAAGAAGAAAAGUGCAAUGCUAGCCCACACCCUAGGUUUUCCCUUUUACCCAUUUUGAAGUCAUAUACUAGCCCAAAUGCAAAAAGAAAAAAACAAGAAGAGAAAGAAUACAGUCUUCUCGAGCAGAGCAAUCAAACUGAAUCUCAGAUCCAGUAUUUGCACUCCGCGGCCUCUCCUGCCGCUACAAAACAUCGUCGAGACGCAAAUUGCGUGUAAAAAGAAGGGGUAUUUGUACUCUGCCAUCAGCAAUGAACCUCUAGUCCAAUCCACAAAAAGAAACCUCUAAGCGACUCGGAAUCCUGCAUAUGAAUCAAACAAGAAACCCCUCCACUCGUGUUGCCUCCCUUCUUGUAGCGCCGCAAACAAGAAACAAUCUCAAAAAGUUCGGGUAUAACAUAAAAUAAAAUAAACAAGCAGCAAAGAUAUGCUCCUGUGCCUCAACUCCUUGUCCCACAAAAAUUUGUAAUAAAAAGAUUCUCAUCACAUCACACUGCUUUGAUAGAAACCGGUCCCUUGACCCUCGGCCAUGUCCCCCUAGCAUCAUCUCCCCCCCUCGCUUACGAGUCAUCAUGAUGCUGCUUCGAUACCCUCGCUGUGCUCU
Messenger RNA from Trichoderma atroviride IMI 206040, 765 nucleotides. The record is from RefSeq and is a predicted model, not a curated record. NCBI's taxonomy places the organism in Eukaryota, Fungi, Ascomycota, Sordariomycetes, Hypocreales, Hypocreaceae.